UACACUCGGCCGGCGACAGCGGCACAUGUUCAGUUAGUCGGCUCCGAAACGCGACCGCGUGGCCACGUGCUCUGCUCAUCGUCGCCGUAUCUUCUUGCCGACAGCAAUACCUCAACACAGCCGUCUCGUAACUUCUAAGACUAUGACGCCCAAAUCGUUUUCGCACUAUUCGUGAGCAACUCCUCCCGAAGUAGUAACCACAUCGAGCACACUGAACACAUUAAAUAUUGCACAAGUACGGACACAUGGAUUUCCAAAGCGCCAUGGAGACCUUUGCGGAAGCUUGGGUGGCAGCCAAUGCCAAAGGCACAUUUACCUAUCCUGCUAUGAAUGGUUUUCAGAAUCAACCAAUAAUUUUACCGCCACAAUUACAUGGGUCAACAUCUCCUGUGUCAGCUCCAACCGACGCCCAAACUGGUACAGCAAAAUCUAUUCCGGUACAUUGUGUAGUAGAGUCUAUAAAUCAUGUAUACCAAUGGAGUCAAAAAUAUUAUUCUACAGUUAAUCGUUCAAAAGGACAUGUCGAAUUAGAUAGAUUUGUCAUUAUUCCCAAUAACACUGCAUUUAGAGAUCUAACCGAAGCUGCGUUAAUAAGACUUGGAUAUUCUAAAGAUAUUGCAGCUGCUUCAAAAGGACUAGUUGUAUUAAAAAACUGGUUACCGCUAGAAUUAGAUUCAAUCGCUGAGGAUCCUGUAUUGACUGUCAGUGACGUUUUAGGAGAACUAACUACUUUAGCUACUCUUAGAAUACUAGUAUUCAGAGAGUCGAAAAAUAGAUUUACGGAUUUGAAAGAAAAACUACUCAAGUUGCUUUUAGUUCAAAGUCAAACACAAUUAGCUUCUUCAGGAUGUCCACUCGAUGAAGCCAUAAUAUUACAAAUGAUGAAAGUAGGACAAGCCUGUCCAGAUAUACCAGAGGAUUUGUACAAAAAAUUCGAACAAUGGUGGAUAAUGCAAUCUUCUUCCGUAAUCCCUAAAAUUCAACAAUCGGUAUUAUCACAAUCGGUCAGAGAUUUAUUUUAUCGUAACGGCUCAUCUCCAAGACAAACAAACCUCCAGGAUAAUCUUUCGGAUUGCAUUAUAUCUAAGAAUGAAAAUAAGCCACUAGGACUUCAGUCUGUAACUCACAAUCAGUUUCAAGCACAGAAAACUCGUAUGCGAACAAGUUUCGACACAGAACUAGAACUUCCUAAGUUACAAGCAUGGUUUGCAGAAAACCCUCAUCCCAGUAGACAACAAAUUCAUCAAUAUGUAAGUGAACUUAAUAAUUUAGAAUCGCGAAAAGGCCGUAAGCCGCUAGAUGUGAAUAAUGUUGUGUAUUGGUUUAAAAAUGCCAGAGCAGCACAAAAACGCGCUGAAGUGCGUAGUACGGGACCUAGCGCUAACGAAACAAAUCCGUCGAAUAACGAUUGCAGUGUGAAUGGUUACUGCAAAAGUAGAAGUCCGAGUGAACAUGGUGGAAAAUCAUACAGCGGCCAAGGUUCAGUAAGUGAUGCCGAAAAUGAUGAUGAUGACGAAUUCGAAGAGAGUCGAGAUGAAGAAGACGUAAAACCUAUGAGCCCCCCCUCAGAACAGCCAAUAUCUCUAACUACACAUGGAAGAUUCAGUAAUGGAGAUAUAGAAUCCCCUCGUUCGCAAUCUCGCAAUUCUCAACUCAGCUCUGAACAUAAGGUAAUGGUAAUCAAAGAGGAGCCGCCAGAUAAAGAAAAAACAACUGGACUAAAUAAUAAUAAUUAUGAUGACGAAGAAGAUUUCGAUGAGGACAUGGAAGAUGACGGGUCGGACGCAGAAAGUUGUAAACAAGAAACAUCGAGCCCGGACCAACUAUCCAUUAGACACUCGGUUACCCCGACAAUGUUUCACGGUACACCAGCUGAUUUAAAUCAAUCAAUUGUUCGACCAGGUUUCCCGAUUGUACCCAACUCAAUGUUUAACCACAGUUUUAUGUAUAUGAGCCAGUGUUUACCUGGUUUUAACAUGGGACGGCGACCUCAAUCCGAUACUCCUCCACCACAAUCGCAGCAAUCACAGAUAUCGUCAGCUGCUAAUGUCGCCGGCCUUAAUUUGUCAGCGUUGGCCGAAGAGCGUCGGAAACGAAAUCGAACAUUUAUCGACCCGGUCAGUGAAGUUCCAAGACUUGAACAAUGGUUUGAGCACAAUACUCAUCCAUCGCACAGCCUAAUUGCUAAAUAUACUGACGAAUUAAACCGUAUGCCAUAUCGGCAAAAGUUUCCCAGGCUCGAGUCAAAGAACGUACAAUUUUGGUUCAAAAACCGCCGAGCCAAAUGUAAAAGGCUAAAAAUGUCUUUGUACGAUGCUAUAUCGCCAAAAGAUCAGUUCACUAUGCCCACUUACCUCAGCCAUGACUAGAUACAUUUUCGAGGGCGCCACAUAACUCAAGAACUUCAAAAUGAACACGUUUGCAAAACUGAAGUAACGCGUCCUUAAUAGAUAUUUAUUGCUGCACCUGUCAACUCUUCUUUAUUCCAUCUUCUAACAUCAUCUACCACGGCUGUGUAUUACUCGGUUAUUUUUGAAAAUUAUCUCCUCUUCUAGAUACUACACUAGUCAAGAACGGUUUGUAUUUCCUGUCUACACAUUUGUAGAACUCAUUUCUUUUCCUGUCGUCAAAAAAACUUGUUAAAAAAAAUUGUAAAUUUUGACGCAAUUGUUUUCAGUAUUGUUUUAUUUUAAGAAAACUAUUUACAUGUUACAUGUUGAUUUUUAUUAUCACUAAUAUACUUAGUUUGAACACAUAAGCGAUUAUGCAACAUUGAAAGUCUAAUUAAUAUGAAUGGUUAAGGAAAAAUAAUAGAUUAUAAUAAGUAUGUUAUUUUGAUUUUGGUUAAUUAACUAAGCGUUCUAAUUCGUACACUACAUUCAUUAAACAAUAAAUUGGACUUUUAUGAUCUCUUGCUUUGAUUAUUUUAUUUGUUUUUUUUUAGUUUGUUAUUGUUUGUUUUUGUUGUUUAAUUAUUUUAAAAUUACAUCAUCAUCGCUAUAUCUGUUUUAUAUAAUUUCUUAGUGCACAUUUUAAGACCUUAUUAGAGUAAGGUCUAUUAAUUUAACUUUAAGCGAUAUAGUAUAGGGCAUUCAUCUACAUCAUCGAAACCAAAGAUUUAUUUUAUUUUUUUUUAUUACUAUUUAAAAAACUGUUUUGAACAAAUACUGUAUAGUUAAGUUCUGUAUUAUUUAAUAUGUCAAAUAUAAAAAAAAAACUACAUUUAUAUAGUACUAAGUUAGCUUUUGAAUAGUUGUUUAGGGUUUUGUUGGAUAAGCGUUUAAGCGUUGUUUUUAUUUUAAUUUAAGUUGUUUUUACUAGAUUGAAAAUAAAUAAAAUAACCUAAUUAUCAUUAAUUUUUUUUAAAUACCUAAUUGUAUAAUUUUUCCAAGUUCAUCAAAUACAAGGUAUU
This is a messenger RNA of Daktulosphaira vitifoliae (grape phylloxera), 3412 nucleotides long. It is a transcript of the gene dve, whose product is annotated as homeobox protein dve-1. Gene Ontology annotation, biological process: chromatin remodeling; regulation of transcription by RNA polymerase II. Gene Ontology annotation, molecular function: DNA-binding transcription factor activity, RNA polymerase II-specific; RNA polymerase II cis-regulatory region sequence-specific DNA binding. NCBI's taxonomy places the organism in Eukaryota, Metazoa, Arthropoda, Insecta, Hemiptera, Phylloxeridae. The record is from RefSeq and is a predicted model, not a curated record. Bases 246 to 2369 code for a protein of 707 amino acids. The transcript is spliced from 9 exons.